Eutrema salsugineum is the source of this 2421-nucleotide messenger RNA. Its product is annotated as CDPK-related kinase 5. The record is from RefSeq and is a predicted model, not a curated record. Gene Ontology annotation, biological process: peptidyl-serine phosphorylation; intracellular signal transduction; protein autophosphorylation. Gene Ontology annotation, cellular component: cytoplasm; nucleus. NCBI's taxonomy places the organism in Eukaryota, Viridiplantae, Streptophyta, Magnoliopsida, Brassicales, Brassicaceae. The transcript is spliced from 10 exons. Gene Ontology annotation, molecular function: calcium-dependent protein serine/threonine kinase activity; calmodulin binding; ATP binding. Bases 284 to 2221 code for a protein of 645 amino acids.
UUUCUCUCUUAAACUCAUUCUCUUGGAUCCAAAUCUUUCGCCAUCGACAAAGGAGACAAUUCCAAAGAAGAAGAAGCAAAAGAAAAGAAAAAAAAUUUCAGUUCCCCAAAUUAUAAAAUCGGGAGGAGAGAACAAAAAAAAUCUCCGUUUUUCGUUUGCAAGAUUUGAAAAUUUUGAAAAGUUUUUUGCUUUUAUUUCUGGACUUGUUUUGUCUUUCUCUGAGCUGUUUGAUUUCGAAAUGGUGCUCUUGAGAUUUUGAUCUGUGUGAUGCGAGAGGUUCUUGAUGGGUCUCUGUACUUCGAAAUCUCACCCUAGUCCGAAUUCUCCAAAUUCCGACCGAAUUCCGGCCGGGAAUAGUCCUCUUCCGGCGUCAGAAUCCGUCAAGCCUCCUCCUUCUUCAAGCUCCUCCGUCAAUGGAGCAAACCCUGACGGCGACGGCGAUCAGUGUGUAGCAAACAAUGAAGGGAAAAAGUCGCCGUUUUUCCCCUUUUACAGUCCGAGUCCUGCUCACUACUUCUUCUCCAAGAAGACUCCGGCGAGAUCUCCGGCGACUAAUAACGCCAGCGGAAACUCUACGCCGAAGCGAUUCUUCAAACGGCCGUUUCCUCCUCCGUCUCCGGCUAAACACAUCAGAGCUGUCCUCGCGAGACGGCACGGCUCCGUGAAGCCGAAUUCGGCGGCGAUUCCUGAAGGUAGCGAAGCGGAAGGAGGCGGAGUGGGUUUGGAUAAAAGCUUCGGAUUCUCAAAGAGUUUCUCGAGCAAGUACGAGCUCGGUGAUGAAGUUGGUCGUGGCCAUUUUGGAUACACUUGUGCUGCUAAGUUUAAGAAGGGUGAUAACAAAGGACAACAAGUCGCUGUUAAGGUUAUUCCCAAAGCAAAGAUGACGACGGCUAUUGCCAUUGAAGAUGUGAGGAGGGAAGUGAAGAUAUUGAGAGCUUUGUCUGGUCAUAAUAACCUUCCUCAUUUCUAUGAUGCAUACGAGGAUCAUGAUAAUGUCUAUAUAGUGAUGGAGCUAUGUGAAGGAGGAGAGCUUUUGGAUAGAAUACUCUCAAGAGGUGGGAAGUACACGGAGGAGGAUGCAAAGACUGUUAUGAUUCAAAUAUUGAAUGUGGUUGCCUUUUGUCAUCUCCAAGGUGUUGUACACCGAGAUCUCAAACCCGAGAAUUUCCUUUUCACCUCAAAAGAAGACACCUCUCAAUUGAAGGCAAUAGAUUUCGGUUUGUCAGAUUACGUGAGACCAGGUAAAGCCCUCAGAUUAUACACCAUAUGUAUAUUUAUAUUCAAGAAUCAAGACACCAACAUUUAUUUAUAUACUUUUACAACUCCAUUUGCAGAUGAGAGGCUCAAUGAUAUUGUUGGCAGUGCAUACUAUGUAGCACCUGAAGUUCUACACAGGUCUUACAGUACAGAAGCCGAUAUUUGGAGUGUUGGUGUGAUUGUUUAUAUUCUACUGUGUGGAAGCAGACCGUUUUGGGCUAGAACGGAAUCAGGAAUCUUUCGUGCUGUUCUAAAAGCAGAUCCGAGUUUUGACGACCCUCCAUGGCCUUUGUUAUCUUCAGAGGCGAGAGAUUUCGUGAAGCGGCUGCUAAACAAAGACCCGCGUAAAAGAUUAACAGCUGCUCAAGCAUUAAGUCAUCCAUGGAUAAAGGAUUCAAAUGACGCCAAGGUUCCAUUGGAUAUUCUGGUUUUCAAACUUAUGAGAGCUUAUUUACGAUCAUCGUCUCUCCGUAAAGCUGCAUUAAGAGCCUUGUCAAAAACACUCACGGUUGAUGAACUGUUUUAUCUAAGGGAGCAGUUUGCUUUACUAGAACCUAGCAAGAACGGAACGAUAAGCCUAGAAAACAUCAAAUCGGCUCUGAUGAAAAUGGCUACAGACGCGAUGAAGGAUUCACGUAUACCUGAAUUCUUAGCACAACUGAGUGCUCUUCAAUAUAGAAGAAUGGACUUUGAAGAGUUUUGUGCAGCAGCAUUGAGUGUUCACCAGCUAGAAGCUCUUGACCGAUGGGAACAACACGCUCGUUGUGCUUAUGAGCUUUUCGAAAAGGAAGGAAACAGACCCAUCAUGAUCGAUGAACUCGCUUCGGAACUUGGUCUUGGUCCAUCUGUACCGGUUCAUGCAGUGCUUCACGAUUGGCUUAGGCAUACCGAUGGGAAGCUUAGUUUUCUGGGGUUUGUGAAGUUGUUACAUGGUGUGUCUAGCCGCACUAUUAAAGCUCAUUAGAAGGGUUUUAGACUUUUAGAGAGAUUUGUCUGAGAUCUCUUCUCUCCCAAGAGCUUUGGAUCUUUUGGGUUUAUAGUAUGGCUUUGGCUUUUGUAAUGAAAGCUGAGAAGAAAAAAGCAAAACAAAAAAAAGAGUGUAGCCAAAAAGAGAAGUUUGUGUGUGUUAGUUUGUAGAGGAUGAGGGUAUUUUCCAAAUUUGAU